GCAAGUGUCCUGACUGACUGACUGACUGACUGACUGACUGACUGACUGACUGAUUCAUCAACGCAGAGCCGAAACUACAAAAGCCAGAAAGUUGAAAUUUGCACACCAGAUUGCAUUUAUAAAGUGUACAAGAGAUAAGAAGCGAUUUUGAGAAAUUCAACCCCUAAGGGGGUUAAAAAGGGGAUGAAAGUUUGUAUGGGGUUAAAGUUUUCUUUUAAGCUAGGAAUUUGAAACUUCGUAAAAAGAUAUAUUAUUAAAAUACAAGAAAACUAAUUUCAGCGUUUUUGAAAAUUCAUCCCCUAAGGUGGUGAAAAAGGGGUUGAAAGUUUGUAUGGAUAUCAAAAAAAAUUUCAAGCGGUGGACUUGAAUCUUUGUAUUUAGGGAUAUUAUUAGAAGACAGGAAAAGUAAUAUCAGCGUUUUGUAAAAUUCAUGUAACAGGGUUAAAAAGGGGUUGAAAAUUUUAAUCCAUUACAAAUGCUUUGAAACUUCGUAGAAAGGCAUAAUAGCCGAUUACAAAAAAAGUGAUUGCAACGUUUUUGGAAAUUCAACUCCUAAGGGGGUUAAAAAGGGGAUGAAAGUUCGUCUUCGGGUGCAAAUUUAUUUUAAGCUAGGAACUUGAAACUUUGUAAAAAAGUAUCAAAUUCAAAUACAAGAAAACUAUUUUCAGCGUUUUAGAAAAUUCAUCCCCCAAGGUGGUGGAAAAGGGGUUGAAAGUUUGUAUGGAUAUCAAAAAAUUUUUCGAGCGCAGGACUUGAAUCUUUGCAUUUGGAGAUAUUAUUAGAAGGCAAUAAAAGUAAUAUCAGCGUUUUGUAAAAUUCAACCCCUAACAGGGUUAAAAAGGGGAUGAAAGUUUGUAUGGGGUUAAAGUUUUCUUUUGAGCUAGGAAUUUGAAACUUCUUUAAAAGAUACAUUAUUAAAAUACAAGAAAACUAAUUUCAGCGUUUUUGAACAUUCAUCCCCUAAGAUGGUGAAAAAGGGAUUGAAAGUUUGUAUGGAUACCAAACAUUUUUUCGAGUGUGGGACUUGAAUCUUUGUAUUUAGGGAUAUUAUGACAAGACAGGAAAAGUAAUUUCAGCGUUUUGUAAAAUUCAUCCCCUAACAGGGUUAAAAAGGGGUUGAAAAUUUGAAUCCAUUACAAAUGGUUUUGAAACUUCUUAGAAAGGCAUAAUAGCCGAUUACAAAAAAAACAAUUACAACGUUUUUGGAAUUUCAACCCCUAAGGGAGUUAAAAAGGGGAUGAAAGUUCGUCUGCGCGUGCAAAUUUUAUUUUAAGCAAGGAACUUGAAACUUUAUAGAAAGGUAUUAAAUUAAAAUACAAGAAAACUAAUAUCAGCGUUUUUGAAAAUUCAUCCCCUAUGGUGGUGAAAACGAGGUUAAAAGUUUGUAUGGAUAUCAUAAUUUUUUCGAGCGUGGGAUUUCAAUCUUUGUAUUUGGGGAUAAUAUUAGAAGACAAUAAAAGAGAUUUCAGCGAUUUGUAAAAUUCAUCUCCUAACAGGGUUAAAAUGGGGUUCAAAGUUUGAAUCGAUUACAAAUGCUUUGAAACUUCUUAGAAAGACAUAAUAGCCGAUUACAAAAAAAGUAAUUGCAACGUUUUUGGAAAUUCAACCCCUAAGGGGGUUAAAAAGGGGAUAAAAGUUCGUCUUGGGGUGUAAAUUUAAUUUUAAGCUAGGAACUUGAACUUUAUGCAAAAAAGGUAUUAAAAUAAAAAAAAACAUGAAAACUAAUUCAAGCAUUUUUGAAAAUCAUCCCCCAAGGUGGUGAGAAAGGGGUUGAAAGUUUGUAUGGAGAUCAGAUAUUUUGUGAGUGCGGAACUUGAAUCUUUGUUUAAGGGCAUAGGUACCUAUUAUGAGAAUACAAGAAAAGUAAUUUCAGCAACCAACAUCAAAAUCCACUUGACUUAAAACUUCAUACAACUUGCUAAAAAAGAAAAGUACUUAAUUUCAACAUUGCUUGGAUAUGAAAAUGAUAAGUACUAAAGAUGUAAAAUGUUGAAGAUAAGAUUCCACGCGGACGAAGUCGCGGGCAACAGCUAGUCUUAUAUUAUAAUUUUCUCACUUCUAGAGCUAAGUGCAUGCCUGUUUCUUGCUGUUUGUUUACACGCGAGCAGGAGCCAAAGAAUCGUUUUCCAUACAUCUUCUUCACUUAGUUUAAGAGUUCAUAGCUACGGGCCUUUGUAUAUGUGCACACAGCUGCAAAAAUGCAUACCGUCUUUAUGAAUGGAUUCAUUCAUAUUGUGGGUAAGUACUUUUGAAGCUCUGUGUACAUACACUUUUUAGUAGGCACAAUAAACGUAUGUAGAUAAGUACAUAAUGUGAAGUUUCAGUUUAAUCGGAUAAUGGGAAGUGGGUCUAAUUUAACUUGCAAGAUUUGACCCGCACCAACAUAUUACAAACAAACAUUGCAAGUUAAAUAAAAGCUUGUAAAAAUAACAUUGAUAGAUAACAAAAGGUAGGGUAGUUGAUAGCAUAAACUCAAAUUCUACUGAAGGGUAUUGUUAUGGCAACGAAGUAAGCUUUGUCGAUGAGUGGUCGCAUAAACUGUAUUUGUGCGCCCUUCCCGUCAAGAGUGAAAUUAACAGUUCAAACUGGUUUUAGUAGUUAUUGUUAUUAGUGUAUAUUUGGAUCAGUGAUUUCGCUACAUAGAUCAACAUGGGUAAUACAGAAAGUAAUGUAACAAGUGGUGUCAAGAAACAGGCCGGUACUUGUACCCAGAAAAUAUAUAAGUUGGUUGACGUUAAGGGUGGAGGGUUGCUGGUGGACAUGAUGAAGCGAGCCGUGCAAAACAAGCAGUACGCGGAGAUCGACCACGCCAUCAAGACGAAGGUGGAGCCCUUCCUGUACAACAAGGGCAAGGGCCGCUACAUCCCCGUCUCGCACGUCGUGCUGCUGCGCAACAAGGAGCGGCCCAGGCACAAGCUGCUCCCGCCACUGCGCGGCAUGGAGAACCCGGACGAGGAGUUCGACAUAGAGAAGGACUGGCCGCACGUCACGCAGGAGGAGUACGACGCCAACCCCACCAACUACCGAGAGCUUUGCUGGGACCUCAAGGAGCGUGGCGCCGUGGGCGAGACGAUCCUGCACCUGUGCCUGCUGAACGCCACGUCGCUGCUGGCCGACCUGGCCAAGCGCCUGCUGCGCUUCUACCCCAAGCUCAUCAACGACGUGUACAUGAGCGACGAGUACUAUGGUGAGAGCGUGCUCCACAUGACAAUCACGAACGAGGAUCCGACGAUGGUGAAGUUCUUCCUGGACGCCGGCGCCGACUACCACGAACGCUGCUACGGCAACUUCAUGUGUCCCGAGGACCAGAAGGCCUCGCGCUCCGACUCGCAAGACCACGAGUGGGUGAAUGUGCAGUACAACACUAACUACGACGGGUACGUGUACUGGGGCGAGUACCCUCUGAGCUUCGCGGCGUGCCUGGGCCAGGAGGAGUGCUACCGGCUGAUCCUGGCGCGCGGCGCCAACCCCGACCUGCAGGACACCAACGGCAACACCGUGCUGCACAUGCUCGUCAUCUACCAGAAGAUGAGUACCUUCGACAUGGCGUACGAGGUGGGCGCGUCGCUGCAAAUACGCAACGUGCAGAACCUGACGCCGCUGACGCUGGCCGCUAAGCUGGCGCGCACGGAGCUGUUCUUCCACAUCCUCAACAUCGAGCGCGAGAUCUACUGGCAGAUCGGCGCCACCACGUGCGCCGCCUACCCGCUCGGCGGCGUCGACACCAUCGACACCGAGACCGGCCUCAUCAAUAAAGACUCUGCUCUUAACUUGGUUGUUUUUGGGGAGAAAGACGAGCAUCUGGAGCUGCUGGAAGGCAUGUUGAUCGACCUGCUGAAGACGAAGUGGAACACGUUCGUGAAGUUCCGGUUCUACCGGCAGUUUAUCCUGUUCUCGUGCUACUUCCUCGUCAGCCUGGUGUGCUUCACGCUGCGCCCCGGCCCGCCGCCUGACCGCGUCGCACUCAACACGACCACCAUCAAUUCUACUACUAAUAAUGAUACCGAAAUUGUUACCGAUGCGGAAAACUGCACAUCAUCGUUAAAUCCCAGUGAUAUAGACCCGGGGGCCGUGGAGAUAUUAAACGAAACUAAACCCGGCAGUGGACCAUGUGCUCGUUUUAAAAGCCACACCAAGGACAAGGACAAACCAACUGAACCACCAAAGGAAACCGACAUGGAAGACUGGUGGGAAGGACUCACAGAGGAGUGCAGACUGAUGAGUGUCGAUUCUUGGCAAGCAAAAGUUAGAAUUUCUGCAGAGCUUUUGCUUUGGUUAGGGGCGUUGGCUUACAUCGGAGCGGCGUUACGAGAAGCAAGAUUUCUUGGUUUAAAAAUGUUUGUUGAAAAUUUGAGCACUGUGCCAUCCAGGGUGAUGUUCCUGUUCUCGUGCCUGCUGAUGGUGGCGCUGCCGACGCUGCGGCUGUGGUGCGCCGACGAGGCGGAAGAUCACCUCGCCGUCAUCAUUAUGCUCACCACUGCACCCUACUUUCUUUUCUUCUGCAGAGGUUUCAAGACUGUGGGUCCGUUCGUGGUGAUGAUUUACAGGAUGGUGAUGGGAGACUUGCUGCGGUUCGUCUGCAUUUAUCUAGUGUUCGUAAUGGGGUUUUCUCAAGCAUAUUACAUAAUCUUCCUGUCGUUCGACAAUCCGAACACGCCGGAGGGCGUGGACGACUCGGUGUCGAACCCCAUGCCGUCGCCCAUGGAGAGCAUCAUGGCCAUGUUCCUCAUGUCGCUCACCUCCUUCUCCGACUAUUACGGCGCAUUUGACCGCACCGACCACGAGAUUGAAGCUAAACUCCUCUUCGUAAUAUACAUGAUUAUAGUGGCCAUCCUACUCGUAAACAUGUUGAUCGCCAUGAUGGGCAACACGUACCAGAAGAUCGCGGAGACGCGCAACGAGUGGCAGCGGCAGUGGGCGCGCAUCGUGCUGGUGGUGGAGCGCGGCGUGCCGCCGGCGCAGCGCCUCCGCCAACUCAUGUCCUACUCGCAGCCAAUGGCCAGCGGCAAGCGAGCACUGGUCUUGAGGAUCAACCAAAAGGAUGAGGACAAAGAAGAAAUGAAAGAGAUCCUGGAAAUGAAGCGGACUCACGAGCGUAUCGUGGCCAAGAGGCAGCAACGAGCGGCCGACCUGCAGGCAUCGCAUGGCCGCGCGCCCCCGCCACCCGUCCGCGAUUACCCUAUUAGAAAAUAAACAAGCAUUGUAACCAGACCAGUGGCGUAA
Molecule: messenger RNA, 5223 nt
Organism: Cydia fagiglandana
Lineage: Eukaryota; Metazoa; Arthropoda; Insecta; Lepidoptera; Tortricidae
Gene: nan
Product: transient receptor potential cation channel subfamily V member 5
Exons: 16
Biological process (GO): calcium ion import across plasma membrane
Cellular component (GO): plasma membrane
Molecular function (GO): calcium channel activity; protein binding
Source: RefSeq, a predicted model, not a curated record